Messenger RNA from Anolis carolinensis (green anole), 2125 nucleotides. RefSeq names its product arylacetamide deacetylase-like 3. NCBI's taxonomy places the organism in Eukaryota, Metazoa, Chordata, Lepidosauria, Squamata, Anolidae. The coding region runs from base 1116 to 1970 and encodes 284 amino acids. The record is from RefSeq and is a predicted model, not a curated record. Gene Ontology annotation, molecular function: lipase activity. The transcript has 2 exons.
CAGACAAGGUUGGGAGAUGUCUUGGGUUUGCUGGGAGCUCCCGUUUUGGGGUCAUCUGGACAGCUGGAAUGGGUGCUAGUUGAACUUGUUCUCUGUCUGAACCGUACACCAGCCCAGGAGGAAAGGGAAUGGAUCCUAUGCGUGUUGCCGUUGUUGCUGAUCCCAGCUGUCUAUAGAGCACUGUGUAAGCAGCUGGUCCUGAUCGGUGUCCCAAUAAGACAUUGUGAUUAUCUGUUGAUUCUUGGGCUCGGUCCCCAUGUGAACUAUUAUUAUUAUUAUUAUUAUUAUUAUUAUUAUUAUUAUUAUUAUUGAAAAAGGCACCAUUGAAGUGAAGACAAAGGUAGGUAGGGAGUUGAGCCCUCUAGUUCUUUCCAGUUGUAGAGAUGCUUCUUCUGAUAUUAGAAUGGGGCACCAACAAUGGCCAGGAACUCAGAUGGCUUGCUGAGAGUAGCCCUGCCAACACACAAGGUGAAGUGAUGCUCCAACAACUGUCUCGGUCUUUUGGACCAUAUGGAUCCCAUCCAAGCACCGCGACGGGUUUGUGAAUCUGUUGAGACACACUGCUGUGUCCCUUCCAAAAAGGCAACCCGAAACUCCAAGGUCUCUAUCCAUUUAGACAUUAAGAGGCAAGGAGAUUGGGUACAAUAGGUUUAGUUGAAUGAAUCUCUCUGUCGGGUGGGCAAUUGACAGUAGCCAUAAAGCGUUUCCUAAAUUUUCUACUCAAGAGAUGUAUUGUCUUUCAAGCUGCAUAGGUCAACAGCUCCUGGUGACAUUAAUUUCACCUUUAUAUUUUUCUGUAAACAGGGAUACAUUAUAGAAAAACUUGGCAUCCAGAAUAAGUACAGAUUCUUGGACAGAGCCGCUAGCAUAUUUAUAUUCAAGUGGAGCUUAACACUGACGAUCAAGGAUUUUGUUUUUGAUGGCGUUCCGGUCAGAGUGUAUUGUCCCAAAACGACUCCUUCUGGGAAGAGAAGAGGAGUGGUUCUCAUUCCUUCAGGUGGUGGCAUUAUGGGAAAUAUAUGUAAGUUCUCCUGGAAACAGAGUUCGGGUGGAGUAUAUAGGAUCUUUCUAUGUGCACAGUCAUGAAUCCCAUCAGUAAUAAUCGUUCUUGAAACAUGAUGUGUUUUUCAGGGUUGGCUGACCCACUAUGCCGCUACAUUUCCCAGGAGACUGAUUCCGUCCUUGUGUCAAUUGCGUUUCGUUUGGCUCCAGAGAAUCCCUUCCCGAUCCCAGUCAUGGAUUGCUGCACGGCUACUGCGCACUUCUUGAAAAAUGCCUCGGACUACGGAGUGGACCCAAAUCGCAUUGCUCUCUACGGGGAAUGUAGCGGAGGGACAUUUGCUACCGUCGUUUGUCAACAGUUGGCGGCCAGGACGGAUCUCCCAAAGCCUUGCGCUCAGGUCUUAAUCUAUCCCUAUUUGCAGGCCGUCGAUUUCAACUUGCCUUCGUAUCAGCAGAACUACGCGGUCCCCAUGUUGUUCAAGAAGCGGGCCUUGCGGCUCGGCACAUUGUAUCUGACGGGGAAGGAGUUCGAUGUGGAAGGUGUCAUGAGGAACACUCACCUCCCCAAACAUGUCUGGAUGAAAUACAGGAAGUGGGUCAGUCCCGACCUCAUCCCGGAAAGAUUCAAGGGCCGGGGUUAUGUGCCCAUGGAGUGGCCUCAGUUUAGACCGGAAAUUUAUGAAAAAUGCAAAGAAUUAACCAACCCCAUGUUUUCCCCGCUGUUGUCAGAGGAUGACGUGAUCCGCCAGCUCCCCAAGACUUUCCUUCUGACCUGCGAGUACGAAAUUUUCCGAGACGACUGCCUCUUGUACAAGAAGCGGCUGGAAGACAAUGGCGUCCCGGUGACGUGGUAUCACAUUGAGGACGGAUUCCACAGCAUAACAGUGUGGCUUGGCAUUCCGCUCCUGGAAUACCCAACUCAGAAAAUCCAUUUCCGACAUGUGACUGAUUUCAUUAACAGUAUAUAAGACACGUGUUCUAUUUUGUCUUGCUGUGAGUUUUUCGGGCUGUAGGGUCACGUUCCAGCAAAAUUCUCUCCUUUGUUGCUUUCCCAAAUGCUAAGUUCCGCUUUAGAUAGAUGGAGUAAGUAGACUGAUUACGGUAAAUAAAAAACACACGCUUC